This is a messenger RNA of Lipotes vexillifer (Yangtze River dolphin), 435 nucleotides long. RefSeq names its product interleukin 1 family member 10 (gene IL38). Gene Ontology annotation, biological process: cytokine-mediated signaling pathway; positive regulation of gene expression; cellular response to lipopolysaccharide. NCBI's taxonomy places the organism in Eukaryota, Metazoa, Chordata, Mammalia, Artiodactyla, Lipotidae. The record is from RefSeq and is a predicted model, not a curated record. Gene Ontology annotation, molecular function: cytokine activity; interleukin-1 receptor binding. The transcript is spliced from 4 exons.
AUGAUGAGAAUUAAGGAUGCAGAUCAGAAGGCUCUGUACACGAGAGACCGCCACUUCCUGGUGGGGGAUCCCGCCACAGACAACUGCCGUGCAGGAAUGAUCUGCAUACUCCCCAGCAGAGGCCUGGGCCACACCAGUUUCCCUGUCUUCCUGGGGAUCCGGGGAGGCGGUCGUUGCCUGGCAUGUGUGGAGACAGGGGAGGGGCCUCCCCUGCAGCUGAAGGAAGUGAACAUUGAGGAUCUGUACAAGGGCGGUGACCAGGCCGCCUGCUUCACAUUCUCCCAGAGACGCUCAGACCCCGCCUUCAGGCUGGAGGCUGCUGCCUGACCUGGCUGGUUCCUCUGUGGCUCGGCUGAGCCCCAAGAGCCCGUACGACUCACCAAGGAGAGUGAGUCCUCAACCUGCACUGAGCUUUACUUUGAGCAGAGUCGGUAG